UCUCUCCGUACAGUUACAUGCUAUAAUAUGCUAUAAUCUAGUCUAAUCUAAUCUAAUCUAUAAUCUAAUUUUAAAUCUACAAUAAUGGAUAUAACAAUUCACAAAAUUGCCCCACCUUCCACCGAAGGCAAACGACCGGAUAGUGGAUUCCGAUUCCGAAGCGUGAACAGUGAUUGGGAAACACGCAGAUCAACGCGGAGUAAACAAAUUAUGAGGGAGAGCAAGCAAAAAAAGGAACAAAACCGAAAACGAAAACAAAAGCAACAAGUAGUUCAGUUUCCGCAGUUCAUACGAUUAAAAACAAUAAUAACAAGUUCGUCGUCUAAUCGUAACGUACAGGCGGCCCAGGAAACGAUCGCAUCGCUCACGGCGGGCGACAAUGCGGCCUACGAGAUGGAUGUCUCUUCCGGCGACAGUGUUGAUGCCGUGCUGAAUGAAGUGAUUGGCCGGUACAAGCGACCACCGACGGUGGUCGUUAAUUCGGCAGGUAUUACCCGCGAUAACUUCCUGCUGAAGAUGCCCGAGUCCGACUUUGAUGCGGUGAUCAACGUGAACCUGAAGGGUACGUGGUUGGUGCUGCAACGUUUCGGCCGGGCCAUGAUCGAGCACGAGCUGGCCGGUUCAAUGGUGAACGUGUCGUCGAUCGUUGCCCGCACCGGCAACAUCGGACAGUCGAACUAUUCCCCGAGCAAGGCGCAACGCGAGCAGCACGGAACAGCACUGGUAGAAAGCAUCAUGCUCGUGCGGCGAUUGUAGGCUCGGUUGCACAUUGCACAACAGUUGCAACAGUUGCGCAUAGUCGUCGCUAGUAAGUGCUGCCUCA
Anopheles merus is the source of this 823-nucleotide messenger RNA. Its product is annotated as estradiol 17-beta-dehydrogenase 8-like. Bases 85 to 756 code for a protein of 223 amino acids. The record is from RefSeq and is a predicted model, not a curated record. Gene Ontology annotation, molecular function: oxidoreductase activity, acting on the CH-OH group of donors, NAD or NADP as acceptor. The transcript has a single exon. NCBI's taxonomy places the organism in Eukaryota, Metazoa, Arthropoda, Insecta, Diptera, Culicidae.